Tripterygium wilfordii is the source of this 1443-nucleotide messenger RNA. Its product is annotated as putative nuclease HARBI1. The coding region runs from base 1 to 1443 and encodes 480 amino acids. The transcript has 2 exons. The record is from RefSeq and is a predicted model, not a curated record. Lineage: Eukaryota; Viridiplantae; Streptophyta; Magnoliopsida; Celastrales; Celastraceae.
AUGCUUGUUUUCAUCCGUCACCAGAACCACCACGUGUCACGAAUCUCUACGGCGGUGGAAGCCACAAAGAGGUUGUGCAGGGUAGGGAUGGGACCCAAAGGGACGCACGGUUCCAGUGGAGGAGGAGGAAAAGGAGGAGAUGGAGAGCAGUGGCGGAGAUCCAAAAGACGUCAACAUCUCUUGCUUGACUCUGCUGAACAAGAGGCGGUGGAUCAAAAUGGUUUACUCGUUGAAAGAGAGAAUUCAGAGAGACGAGGCAAAACACAUCGAGGUUCUGUUAUCGGUCGUGCAUACAUUGAUCGUGAUCGUAAGACAGGCCAUGAAAACUUGGUGCGUGAUUACUUCUCUCCAACUCCGACAUUUCCUCAUAGGGUAUUUCGAAGACGAUUCCGCAUGAGUCAAAAAUUAUUUCUUCGCAUCCAUGAUGCUGUUGUGUCUUAUGAUGACUACUUUGUGCAAUCUCGAAAUGCAGCACACACAGAGGGCUUAUCUUCACUACAGAAAGUGACUGCAGCCCUCAGAAUGUUGUGUUAUGGAGUUUCUGGUGAUAUGAUGGAUGAAUAUAUUCGGCUUGCGGAGAGCACAGCAAAUGAGGCUAUGAAAAAUUUUAUUGCGGCAGUGAUUACUAUUUUCGGUGAUAAGUACUUAAGGUCGCCUACUUCCAAUGACAUAGCUCGUUUACUUAAACUCCAUGAGUCACGUGGAUUCCCAGGAAUGCUUGGCAGUAUCGAUUGUAUGCACUGGACAUGGAAAAAUUGUCCAAGCAGAUGGAAAGGUCACUAUUCCGGCCAUUGUGGUGAUGCAACAGUGAUAUUAGAGGCAGUAGCUUCACGUGAUCUUUGGAUAUGGCAUUCUUUCUUUGGCCUUCCAGGCUCACUCAAUGACAUCAACGUGCUUGAACGUUCUCCUGUCUUCACCGAUCUUAUUAAUGGUCGUGCUCCACCAGUGAAUUUUGUCAUCAAUAAUCAUCAAUAUGAUAUGGGGUAUUAUCUGGCAGAUGGUAUCUACCCGCAAUGGUCAACAAUUGUAAAGUCAAUCCAUAUGCCACAAACUCAAAAGGCACAAAAUUAUGCAAAAGCUCAAGAGUCUGCAAGAAAAGAUGUUGAACGGGCUUUUGGAGUUCUCCAAGCUCGUUUCCAUAUCAUUCGUCAACCUUGCAGGUUUUUCAAAACAGCAACAAUGAAGAACAUCAUGAAGGCAUGUGUUAUAAUGCAUAACAUGAUUGUAGAAGAAGAGCGUGACCUAUACAAAUCAUUAGAGAAAGGUAACUAUUAUUUAUUUGAAGAAGUUUCUGAUAUAUCACUGGCUCGUGAGUAUGAAGAUUUUGAUUAUGACCAAUUCAUUAAGGGACGUCAGAAGUUAAAAGAUAAGACUCAACACCGUCGUCUUCAAGCCGACUUAAUUGAGCAUCUAUGGGAGAGGCAUGGAAAUAUUGAGUACUAG